This is a messenger RNA of Physcomitrium patens, 958 nucleotides long. RefSeq lists its product as uncharacterized. The record is from RefSeq and is a predicted model, not a curated record. Lineage: Eukaryota; Viridiplantae; Streptophyta; Bryopsida; Funariales; Funariaceae. Gene Ontology annotation, biological process: mitochondrial respiratory chain complex III assembly.
CCAAUUACAAGCCACAACCCUAUUCACACAUAAAUCCACAUUGCGACAAUUGUCGCUCGAGGCUUCGGCCGCGAGCUUGUGCUGUGCACAGUCGAAAAUUGGGUGGCGAUGCUGGUUGCGAUGGUGUGCUGGUGGUUUGGAUUUGCGUCGUCUUCUACAGGUUGCGAGGAUUGCUAGAUUGUUGUUCAAGGCUUCGGAACCGCUUGCAGUCGACAAGAUUGUGGGAGCUUUUAGCGUGCAAGAGUAGUUUUGGAAUUAGGGUUGUGUGGGGAAUGCAGGGUAGGGGUUGAAUAAGGAGAGUGGAGUGAUGUGGCGAUGGAGAGCGAGGGGGAGUUUCUCGCGGAUGCUCCACAAUGGACCUGACACGUUGGAGGAGCUGGUGGAGCGUCAUGUUGUCAAGGGAGGGAAAAACGUUUCUAGCGCUGGGUUGACGACGUCACGACGUGAAGCACUAGCGCUGUAUCGCGAGAUUCUGCGCACCACGCGACUCUUCACGUGGACGAAUGAACAUGGCGUGCCCUGGAGAGAUCUCCUGCGGGACAGUACACGGCUGGAAUUUGAGCAAGCGAGAUAUGAGACGGAUCCUGAAGUUAUAGCCAGGUUGCUUGUUGUGGGAAGGGACGCAGUUCAAGCUGCCAUUGAGAAGUUUUCUGUGAAAGCAGAGGAGUUGAUCAAGAAAGAAACUGCACCAAAUUCGAAUCCGCGCCCAGAUAGGUGGGAUUAGUUAGUUUACAUCAAAACGUGAAUGAUCUUGUGCAUAAUAGGGAAAUUUCAUGUAAGACACUCGGCAUAUUGUCUUUGUCUUUGUCUAUUGUAUUGAUGUGCUCGGUGUUUGAUCUUCCGAAUAUGAAGUCAUUUUUUCAGAAGAUUCGUUGAUUUAGCGAAGAGUGCAUGAAUUUCAUUUGGUACUGAAUGAAAACAUGUUGAAAGUUUAUCCAUCUCGCAUGAAUUUCGGCGA